Messenger RNA from Chelonia mydas (Green sea turtle), 8435 nucleotides. RefSeq names its product matrix metallopeptidase 23B (gene MMP23B). Gene Ontology annotation, cellular component: extracellular matrix. The transcript is spliced from 9 exons. The record is from RefSeq and is a predicted model, not a curated record. Lineage: Eukaryota; Metazoa; Chordata; Testudines; Cheloniidae. Bases 6425 to 7708 code for a protein of 427 amino acids. Gene Ontology annotation, molecular function: metalloendopeptidase activity; zinc ion binding. Gene Ontology annotation, biological process: collagen catabolic process; extracellular matrix organization; proteolysis.
CUGGACUUUCAGCGCCUAAAAUCUCCCAGUUUGGCUUCAGUAGCCUCCAGGAGAUAGGGCCUGAUUCUGGGAGACUCCUGGGGAAACCUGGGGGGUUGGCAACCCUAGUGAUGGAGUGUAUCAAAAAAGAGUUGAAUUAGGCCAGGAGGGCCCAAUCAGUCAAUUAAGCUGCACAGGGGGAGAUUUAGGCUUUGUGGAAGGCACUAAUUAGAAGGCGGCUCACCUGUGAGGGGACAGGAAGUGCUUCUAUAAAGCCAGGAGGCUGGAGACCGUGCGAGGGGCAUGGCAGGGAGGAAACCUGCAGUCUCUGUCCCUGAGGAAAGGGAGAAGGAAGGGGAGGUAGGAACCCCUGAGAAAAGGGGAUAGGCAGGAACCCAUGAGGAAGGGUUUAUCUCGUAGGCCUGAGGGAGAAUGGGCUGACUAGGAAGGCUGGGAAAAGAAGCAAGGUAGGAAGCAGUCCCCAGGGAAGAGAGCAGUAAGGGUGGUGCAGUCCCAGGCCUUAACUGCUCACAAUGGGGCCCUGGACUGGAACCCAGAGUAGACAGUGGGCCUCGGUUCCCCUGCCAUCCCCUGCAGAGUGGCAUUGCUUGGGGCAGUGAAUGGGGCAACUGCCUGAUUCCCUGCUGGAGUGACGUAGUCAGGGCAGUGGGCUGAGGAUUGCCCGACACUGCUGGUGCUGAGAGACUUUGAAAGUCCUGCCCCCCUCCACUCCCGCCCAGCCCAAAGGGGAAAUCACAGUGUGACCUGGCUGGAGGGCCCAAGUCAUGAAGCAGCUGUACUGCGACUCCGUGAGCUGGGGGAGAGCUGCAGUGAUGGAAGAGAAGAAAGGGGGCGCUGAACCAGGUGGAACUAAUCCCUGGAAUUGCCAGAAGGGGGCACCACUGAGCGGUGAGUAGAGUACCCAGUGACAAAACCAUAGAAGAGUCCUCAGAACAACCCCUGUCAUUGCUCUAGCCCCCACAACUCUCACUUUGAGGGUAAGUGCCUCAAGAAAUUCUGCAAGAGGAAAGUGGCUGAGUUAGUAUUUUUUGUGCGUGCUCUUCUUUUUUUCCUGGCAAAUCCUAUUCUCAUCCAGCUGGGAGCCUGGUAUUUGAAUUGGCAACUGAUUUUGUUUGCAGUUUUUGUGCAGCUGGUCUUGCACGGAAAGUCAUUUCUGCAAACCUGCCUCCAUUCUGGGCAGCAAGAGGACACAAUCUCAUUCCGAUUCCUCCUGCCUCUUCUAAGGCCUUGUAGACUCAGAGGAUUUGCCCCCAUUUCAGUGUUGCUGCCCCAGGGCAAACGCCUAAUGCAGACAAGCAAUAAUGUUAAUUUAAAGGCAGUGGAAGGGCUUCGCAGUGGUCAUGGUGUUGUCAAAGGGACUGUAAGAAAUUCCAGUUUUAUAGAAUGGAAAAACUCUCUGCAUGGUCAAGAGAUUCCUGCCCUGGAAACACCAUUAAAACCUGCAGGAGCAUGUGUUAAAUAGGGUUGGCUUUAUUAUAUUGAUACUUGGAAUACCUGAUCCUUGGGGCUUGUCUAGAGUAGACUAGGAGAACUCACACCAGCGUGACUACAAUUACAUCGGUGCGAUUCCCUGAUAUAGACCCCAAGCACCAGUAUAAAGCAGGACUGGAUGGAAUCUCUCUAAACGAGAACAGCCACCUGUGCCUUUGCAUUGACCUAGCUCCUGGGCUAACAGCUGGUUCACAAAUGUCUGUAAGAGCUCUGUAAAUGGCUUUCAUUAUUUCCAGUGGAGUACAAAGCCUGCUUUAUUUCUCAGCCUUUCCCCCUGCCCCGCUCAUCAGAAGAUGCUGAUAUCGUGACAGGCAGACAUUCUUUAAGCUUUCCUCUGAGAGUGCCCUUCUUGGAAUCUCCCCACCACACACAGCCCUCCCUUUGCUCUUAAUAUGUGAAUUUAGUGCUGGUGGGGGGAAAAAGCAGCCCUGGAAACUGGAAGCCUCUCAAGGGCCAGAUCCAAAGCUCAUUGAAGUUGGUUAAUGGGAGGCUUUCCAUUGGCCUCAUUGUGCUUUGCUCCGGCCCUUCGUCCAUCAGAGGUACGGUAUCCCUGAUUGCCAAGCACUUUGUGCCUUCAAAAUCAGACCCAGAACACCAGUGUGAAUGAAGCAGAUACAUUUCACUUUUCAGUUGGGGAAAGGGUUGCAAGCUAGUCUCAUGCUGUAACCACUGGAUCCCAUUUCCCCUGAUACAACGAGGACUGAAAAAAACUGAAAGUAAAAACUGAAAUUAAGAAACACCAAACUCAUUCCAGGCUCUGAGCCAGGCAUAAGAGGGCAAAUGAUUCUUGGUGACUAGCAUGAUGUGUGGUAUCAGUCAUCCUUAAACAGGGAGCAUUUGUUAAAGAAAAUGGCCUCAUCACACAAACAGGUCCACCACAGAGCUUGAGUUCCAAUUUUGUCUCUCUCGUUUACCAGGGACAACACCCUAUCUAGAAGUCUGUAUGUGGCACACAGACACUUAAUGGCUGACUAAUAUACAAGAAGUAAAUAUGAUACACAGCUAUUACGAUGACCCUAUCCAGUGACCAGAAGUUGAAAGUCACUACCUAGCCUAUUAUUGUAUCCCCUUAGCCAGAUGGCUUAACUGUCCAUUGCUUUUAUGCUCUGAACAAAUGGAUGAAAUUGUUGAGUAGCUUUUUUGAGGGCAGCUGUUUCAUUUUGUUUUUUCUUCUCCAUCUGCAUUUCCGACUUCUCAGCGGUUAUUAGCAAUGUUUGUUCUUCUGCCUUUUCAGAAUCUUCCACUAUCUGGGGAAGAAUGUUGUUUCUUUUUAUUCUGGUACAAAUUGUCCUACAGUACUCCUCCCUCCCUCCCCCCAAAAAGAAACAACCCAAGAAAAUCCUAGCAAUUUGUUACUGACUGGGAUUUUAAUGCCUGUUGUCUGUUUGUUUGUAUUUUACUUUCCCAUUGAGAUCUUUGGGCUUUCAACAGCAUUUCCUUCCAGCAUCAAAGAUUCCCUGGCGGCUCUAGAGGUGUCGGGCAUUUUCCUUCGUCCCAUCCCUCCCCUCCCCUCCCCUCCCCUCCCAUCCUGCCCCGUUCCUAUCCCAAAUGUGGCAGUGUGUCAUUGGACCAGCAUUUCCAAAGUGCUCAACAGCCAGCCAUUCCCCCUGGGAAAUCUGGCCCAUUCUCAGCUACAGAUGAGCAAAGCUGAGGCCCAGUGAGGUGAAAUGAUUUGCCCCAAAUCACACAGAGGCAGAACUCAGAACAAAACCCAGGUCUCCUUUAUUACCAGGUCUGUGCUCACUGGACCAUACUGCUUCCCUCAGUGUGAAUGUAACCCUGGAUUGAUACACGGGUAGAAUUACAGGUCAAGUACUAAUGUAGCUGGCCAAAGUACAGCAGCAAUAUCUGCUACAGGGUGAGUCUGGCGAGCAGUUUUCUGCCCCCUUUUCAACACUGUCCCCUCAUGCAUUGGUGAAUGUUGCUGCGUCCUCUCAGUCCCAUAGUGCCGGUCGCUGACCGACCACUGAGCUUCUGGUGUGGCUGAAGCCCUCGUAGGGCCAGGCUAUGGUGGAUGCUUCUGAGCUGCUGCUCCAAAUCCACCCUUUAGCAAAAUAUUCCAUCUCCUUUGCCUGCUAGAGGAAGACCUUGUUUUCAGCUCAUGUUCUAAACGGCAGAUCUCUCUCUCUCUUUCUCUCUCUUUUCUUUUCCCCUCUAGGAAUAACUGUAAGGCUUCAGCAAAAGCUGAUGACAAGGAGUAAUGUGCUAUUGAGAGAGAUGAAACUCUGGGGUGGCAGAUAUUCUUUGUCUCAGGUCGGACUGUGAUGUUCCCCAAUGCUGCAGCAGAUUAAUAAUCCUUUAUACUGCAUAGUCCGUUUACAAGGCAGAAGUUUUUCCUGCCUUUGCCACAGGCAGCAGUGAAGUAGCCAGGCAGGAAUGCCUCCAGGGCUACCCAAAUGUAAGGGUGGCUUUUGCUCUGCGGACCAAGAGCUCCACUGAGAGUCAACAACUGUUUUCAGAUGGGCCAUCAAGCAGCCAACGCAUGGAAAAUACCGUUCAGCUGCCACCACCCUGGGCUGGAUUUGGACUGGUGUCCUGGAGGUGAAAGGUCACUGCCGAUGCCCUGAGACAUCGAAGGUGACAUGAAUGGAGGAUGAAGACGGACCUAUCCUCUGACUUCUAAGGUGGGCCUUCCAGAACAGAGCUGAGGACCGGCGGUGGGGUGACAUGAAGGAAGCAUGCCCUGCCACUGCACGUGGUCUACUUGUUCUGUAGAGACAUAAAAGGAGUUCUAGGCUCCUGAUCUGUCACAUGGCACUGUUUAGUUUAGGGUGAAAUUCACACCUGUGCAGAGGGCCAGUAGUGCUUAUAGGUCCCCACCAUUAUCAGGUUCCCACUGUGCGAGGUGCUGUGCGUACAUGAGACCAUUCUUAAGCCCUCUGUUGAUGGAACAGGAGUGGUGCAUAACCCUUGUGCUAGCCUGUUGUACAGGGGUGAAUUCUACCCUUAAAAGUUUGACCCGUGUAGCAAAGCCAGAUCUGUGUGGAAACUGUCCAGAGGGAGGCCAUGCUAUGGUGAUGUAACAAUUCUAAAUGAAGGGAAGAGGGAAAUGCAAACAAUAAUCCGUGUGAAUGCAAGUGUUUGUUUUAUGAGCUAAAAGCUGGACUUGGGAAUGCAGCCACUUACUGUGCAUUAUACAAGGAACAACCACGCAAUGCUCCAAGCCAAAUACACCAGCAGCUGGGGAUGAAAAAAAUAGAGCAAAUAUAGAAACCUUGCUCCUUUAACAAAGGAAAUGCAAAAGUAACCCAAUUCUUGACAUUCUGGGGUCUCUAAGUGACAAUUUUAGUUCUUUGGAACAGGUCAGUCUCUUAGGGUAUGCCAAAGCCACCUGGAGGCAGCUUUCCCCCAUGUGAUAUUUACCACACAAAGUGUCUUAGGAAAUGCAUCCCUGAUCGUUGGGGAGAACCAGCCUCCUCAAAUCAGAUCCAGGUCUCAGUCAGCACUGCUAACUGCUGGGAAGAGAACACUGUGUAGUUAGCAGAUACAUUUAAGUUGGUUAUAUCCCCCCAUCAUCCCAUAUGGCUUCCCUCAACUGUAACAUGUUCCACUUCAGUUACAACUGUGUGCGAAGACGCAAGCCAGUGUUGCUAGGAAUAUUUUCUGUCCAAAUGUAGCUGGACUGUCGAUUCUGGCAUAUAAUCCAAGCCAAAUAUCCAGACAGGAGAAUUUAAAAUCUAUAUUGGAUAGAGCGUUGGAUUCAUAGCAGCACUCUGCACUUGUCUAAUCCCUUUCAUCUCAGGAUUUCAAAGCACCUGACGAAGCUAGGAAAGUAUUUUCAUCUCUGCUCUGCAAGUGGGGGUGCAAAAUCAGAGGGGCUAAGUGUCUUAUCCGAGGUGUUGCAGGGAGCCUUUGGAAGAGCUGGGAAUGAAACUCAGGAGUCUUGAAGUCUGCACUGCCCCCCAGAAGGGAAUCUUGAGAGCUGGGCAGCAGGAUGUGAGAGCAAAGCACGAGUGGCAGGCUGUGGGGAAGGUACGAGUCCAUUGAGGGCUGCAUGUGAGAAGCCAUUGAGACAGAUACACCUUUACUAAGAACUACCACUUUCCGAAGUCCACUAAAGGACCCAGAUGUGACGGUGACUUUCUCAGGGAUAGUAGGUGCUCACUGGGUUAAGAUUAUGUAUCCCUUACAGCUCUGUGAGCAUCCAAAUAAAAUCUGUGAAUAGCCCAACAUCAGAACUUUCCUCAGCUGACCCUUCAGGCCCUGCUCUCACUGCCAAAGUAGCUGAGGUUUGUCUUGGCCAGGUUGUUGAGCUGAUUUUUCUAAGCAAGUAUUUGGCUUAAAUAGAAAAAGUUCUAAAGGAUCCUGCAGCCAGCAGCUGGUUGGAAUUGCACACAGGGAGGCGAGUUCCUGUGCUGAUGGUCGCAGCGCCUACCCACACAGUGAGAAAGGAGAGACGCCUGCUUUCCAAGAACCACUCUGGUUUGAAGAUGUUGGUCGCCCAGUUCCCAUCCAGGAGAACCAUUUCCUUCCCUUUCCCCUUCAGACAGGAGUGUGUGACACUAAACACCCCUGAGCUCCUGUAACUUCUCAGCAGCCAGUUUCCCAGUGACCCACUUGGGGUCAGACUGGGCGGGGCUAAAAAGUAACAAGAUUUCUGCUCCUAUCCAGAAUGUGUCAGAUGGUCUCGGUCAACUCAGGUCAAAGGCCUUCUCUGUAUUAAACUUCAAUAGCCUCUUGAAUAACCGAUAUAUUGCAGCAAUUAGAGCCUCCAGCAGGCUCCUUUAUCAGCCGAUUCAUAGUCCGUUCAGAAGAGAAGUGGGUCCAGAAUCAGAACCCUCCAUCCAAACUUUGCUAUUGUUUGGAAUCUGAACCCAAUCCAUAUUUUGCAGAUAACCCUAUAAUUUUCUAGAGCGGGCCAAAGCAAGCCUCCAACUCUUCCAGACGUGGCGGGCGUUUGGGUUCUGGAUUCAGCUUUUGCAUACUUAUACCUAUGUGGUCUUGGAACUCAGCCUGGGACUCUGAAGAUCGGGGUUCAAGUCCCUGCUCUGCCACAGACUGUGACCUUUGGCAUGUCAGAGAGGCAGACAUGGAUCAAAUGGAAGGACUUUCUGCAGACAGAAUCAAGGGCUCUCUUUCAUCUGACGAAGAGAAGUGUGGUAGAUAUAAAUACAUUGUGGGAUUUUUAUACCUUUUCCCUCUGGUGGCUUUGUUGGCUACUCUGAAAGAUCCAGUUGGAGCUGCAGCUCAGAAAUCUCAGGAAGAUGCCAUAUCUCCUGGCUUUCAGGGGGUGAGUGCCCCAGCUCUCCCACACCUACCCCGUACACGGAGAAAACGAUACACGCUCACACCAGGGCAGCUGAAAUGGGACCACUUCAACCUGACGUACAGAAUCGUGUCCUUCCCGAGAAACCUCAUUAAUGAAAGUGACACACGGAAGGGGUUGGCAGCUGCUUUCCGAAUGUGGAGCAACGUUUCACCAUUCAACUUCAAGGAGGUGCCACCCAACUUGUCUAGUGACCUGGAAAUAGGCUUCUAUUCCAUAAACCACACUGAUUGCCUGGAGUCACUCAUCCAUCAUUGUUUCGAUGGGACAACAGGGGAGCUCGCCCAUGCUUUCUUCCCCAAAAAUGGGGAAAUCCAUUUUGAUGACCAUGAAUAUUGGAUAUUGGGAAACACCCGGUUCAGCUGGAAAAAGGGUGUUUGGCUUACAGACCUCGUACAUGUAGCAGCUCAUGAAAUUGGACAUGCCCUGGGACUCAUGCACUCCCUGAACUCUAAUGCCCUGAUGCACAUCAAUGCCACUUUAACUGGGAAAAAGACCAUCUCCCAGGAUGACAUGUGGGGGAUUCACAGACUCUAUGGCUGCACAGACAGACUAUUCGUAUGUCCAUCAUGGACUCGGAAAGGUUUCUGUGAGACUCGUAGGAAGUUGAUGAAAAAGCACUGUCCAUCCAGCUGUGAUUUCUGCUAUGAAUUCCCUUUUCCAACAGUAGCGCCAACUCUUCCUCCACUCAGGACGAAAACCAAGAUUGUUCCUGAAGGCAGGAAUGUCACCUUUCGCUGUGGACAGAAGAUUAUUCAUAAAAAAGGCAAAGUUUACUGGUAUAAAGAUAAGGAGCUUCUGGAAUACUCAUAUCCAGGUUACUUAGCCUUAAAUGAUGACCACAUGAGCAUUAUUGCCAAUGCAAUUAACGAAGGAACCUAUACCUGCAUUGUGAAGAAAAAGCAAAGAAUCCUGACUACCUAUUCCUGGAGGAUUAGGGUUAGACAUUAACAAGGGUCUUGAAUGAGGACAUCAGUUAUGGCUAGUUAAGUUUCAGACAAAAAUCCCAUCCUCUUCCGCAUUUUAUGUUUAACCUCCAGCAGAGCAACCCAGCAUAGAACUCAGCUGCUACCAGGGGAGGGGCAAGAAAGUUGGACACUGGAGAAAUUUUUCCAACGAUCAAGAGUUUACUAUCAAGCACAUGCUGCUGCAAAAGAGGGGAAAAAAAUCUUGAAGCCAAGAUGACCCAGGUAAUUGUAGAUCAUUUAAAAACUAACCAAUCCAUUGUAUUAAUGGAACCUGGAUUUAGAAUAAAAAUGGGUCACCAGCUUGAUGUUGCAAUAGCUUUGGCUAUAUACUGGAAACAAAAGGACUGGUUAAUGUUCCAGGGUUUGUCAUGCUGUCAAGCAUUUCUUUGUACUUUAACUUUCUAAAAUGCCAAUAUAUGGCAGAGGGGCUUGAAACAAAAGACUAAUCCCUGGCUGUAUUCUACAUGGAUGCUGUUAUUUGAGCACUGAAGGAAUGGGGGAGGUUUAACUCUAGAAUGAGCUUUUUCCAGGGAAAAUUUCUCUAAUUCCAAAUGUUACAUAACUAAAAUAGCCAGGGAAUGCGUCUUCCCCCGUAAAUGUUUCUGUGAUUUGUAUUUAUCACAAUGUGUUGUUUACCUCUGUCUGUAGCUUCCAAGCCUGCAUCAGAUGUCAUUCUUAGAUAACAAGUUACCAAUAAAUCACUAAAAUAA